Aspergillus steynii IBT 23096 is the source of this 1184-nucleotide messenger RNA. RefSeq lists its product as uncharacterized. Bases 114 to 1178 code for a protein of 354 amino acids. The transcript has 3 exons. The record is from RefSeq and is a predicted model, not a curated record. Lineage: Eukaryota; Fungi; Ascomycota; Eurotiomycetes; Eurotiales; Aspergillaceae.
CUGCCAUUUCAUGUCCAACCCCUUCUUUCUUGAUUCUCAUAUAUCAAUCAGCUUCAUAGUCUGCUAUUUGCUACACUUUAAGCCAUUUUUGCAACACGACUCGCAUACACAGCAUGGCAGCUUCACCGCCAACGAGUCUGUCCCAAGCCCUGGACUUUCAUCCAUCCAGCGGCCCUUCGACGACCCUGCAGCCCCCUUCAGACAUCGGGAUCGGAUCUGUCACUGUUGGGGGCUACAUCGCCUGUGCCAUGGCCAAAUAUGCUCUCCAUUAUGCCCGUCAUCAUCCCAAGAUGAAGCAUCAGGUUGAUCUCCGCUCAGCCGUCGUACAGUUCUAUCGCCCCGUGUUCCCCACCAAGUCGAUGACGAUGACUCUGCGAGAGGUUAGUGUCGGCAAGGGAUGGUCCACUCUGCGUGUCGAAUCAUUCCAGGGUGACAAGCUUACUACUUCGGGGGAUUUGGUGAUCACCAAUUUCUCAAUCGGCGGCAUCAAUCUUCCCACCGGCUGGCGUCUCACGCCUGAACCCACUCCCGUCGAUCUCACGAAGCUUGCGACAGACACCCACCCCGAUUGGGCCUCCUAUCACUGCGCCUUCUACCCAGACGGGUUCCGACGAGGCCACUCGUACGUCAAGAACUUCAUCCCACGGAUCCCGCGCCGUGAAAUCACCUUCGUCGAGCAAUGGGUUGAACCAGGCUGGGACUGUCACCCGCAAGGCUCUCUAGCACUGAACGAAUCCGGAACCGACACCAGGGCCCGUUUCACAACCGACAUGAUUCAAUUCGUAAUGGACAUGGCGCUUCCGAUCCAGGAGAACUGGUUCCCGCAUGAAGACGGUAAACCACCUACGGGAAGCAUCGCGGGCACGUUGCAGUUUGCCGCUCAGCAGCAGAAGGCCCGCGAGGAGGGUCGAGAAGAUUGGAGACCGCUGAGCGAUGACGGGUCGAAGAUGCUGCGCGCGAAGAUGGUUAAUGUGUCCUUGACAAUGUCGACGGAGAUUAAGCAGCGGUUGCCCGAGGAGGGCGUGCGUUGGCUUUAUCUGCGCACUGAGUGCAAGCGGGUUGUUGAUGGACGGAUGGAUCUGGAGGUUUUGAUGUUUGACGAGAGGAUGGAUUUGAUUGCGAUUGGUCACCAGACGGCGGUUCUUAUUCCUCCGGUGUCGAAGAUUCAGAAGUUGUAAUGAUCC